AUGGUGACUGGUAUGAAAUAUCCAGAUUUGGAGCUGUUUUAUGGGGAAGAUGGUACAAUGGGUCCGUACAAGAACAAUAAAGUCACACCGGAACGAGGAAUGCUAUUCAGCUUGGACAAGGAUAGAAAAGCAGUAACACACGUGACAAAAAUUGGCAUUGCUAACGGCCUGGCCUGGAGUUUAGACAACAAAACCAUGUAUUACAUUGACUCUGCUACCCGAAGAGUCGACGCAUUCGAUUUUGACAUAAAAGCUGGAAAAAUAACAAACAGGAGGACCAUCUUCGACUACCCAACGAAUGGUGUGGCAGGAUUUCCAGACGGCCAAGCUAUUGAUGCGGAUGGCAACCUGUGGAUAGCCUCCUAUGACGCCAAUCUGGUUAUUCAAGUCAACCCGUCGACUGGGAAGCUGCUGAAGAGGGUCGAGAUGCCAGCUCCGAAGAUAACUUCGGUGGCGUUCGGCGGAGAGAAGCUGGACGAGCUGUAUGUGACGUCAGCGAGGGACGAGCUGAACGACGAGCAGCUGCGCCGCUGGCCGCUGUCGGGCUGCACGUUCCGCGUCACAGGGCUGGGUGUGACUGGCCUGCCCGGCCAGCCCGUCUCUCUCUGAGCAGACACAGUCUGCCUGCCACUUGUCUUUUCUUCCUAGCAUGUCUAGCCACCUACUACCUAGAAACAUUACAUUUCUUCACGCAGUGUCCUCCAGUAUCACCGGUUUACUUAUUCUCCACCGACAGACAUACGAAACAAAACGGAAAAUUAUGUAGUUGCGCAUGUCUGUCGAUACUUUCUCCUUGUCACCUACCAUGUGGCUUCUGUCUCGUGGUUCCGUGACCUGUUGUGACUUUCAGUCUGUGUAGGAGAAGACUUUGGUUGCAUAAGUGGGUAUUCUACCAUACUUAGUACAGAACACUUGCUUUUAUGUCGCACUUUGUAAGUGUAAUAAAAAUGAACUUCUAUCAAGAGCACUUAAAUAAAGCCCUGAACUAUUGAGCCAUGCUGUACUAUAUGAAUAUUUGUGCCCCAGAGGUAAGACUGGCAACGCGAUCCAACCAUAAAUGUUUAACGAAAUAAUUACAGAAACACGAGCUUACUUAUCGUAUGGCAAACGGAAAGGAAUUUUGCAUAGACAGAUAUUCAAGCAUCAAUUAAUUGGUAACCAUUCAUCAAAACUUUGUCCAAAAGUUAUAUACUACCUAUACUUUCAGCUCAAAGGCAAAGCUGUGCUUGGGGAUUAUCCCUCGUAUCUGUAAUCACUGAAUUUAGAUUUGAAAAGAAUGUUUAUUCAAACGCUUA
Schistocerca gregaria is the source of this 1295-nucleotide messenger RNA. Its product is annotated as regucalcin-like. The record is from RefSeq and is a predicted model, not a curated record. The transcript has 4 exons. Gene Ontology annotation, molecular function: gluconolactonase activity; calcium ion binding; enzyme regulator activity. NCBI's taxonomy places the organism in Eukaryota, Metazoa, Arthropoda, Insecta, Orthoptera, Acrididae. Gene Ontology annotation, biological process: L-ascorbic acid biosynthetic process. The coding region runs from base 1 to 609 and encodes 202 amino acids.